Tupaia belangeri chinensis (Chinese tree shrew) is the source of this 674-nucleotide messenger RNA. RefSeq names its product protein phosphatase 1 regulatory subunit 27 (gene PPP1R27). The record is from RefSeq and is a predicted model, not a curated record. NCBI's taxonomy places the organism in Eukaryota, Metazoa, Chordata, Mammalia, Scandentia, Tupaiidae. The transcript is spliced from 5 exons. Gene Ontology annotation, molecular function: phosphatase binding. The coding region runs from base 1 to 627 and encodes 208 amino acids.
AUGCUUCCAGCUUCCCAGGUGGGCGACGCUGGCUUCCCCUUCCCGGAGGGCCUGCUUGCCCUUGAGCCGACAUCGCUGGCCGUCCUCAUGGGCUCCGACCUCUGGAGCCUCCUCCUGCCCACCGUCAUCCACCUUCUAGACCCAGCUGCGGGGCAGGGAAUGGUGGCCAGGAAGGAUCUGACCCUCUGGCCGGCACGCCCCCGGCAGCGGCGUCGGCGCCGGCUGUCCUACCGCAGCGUGCACUUCCCCAACGAUGUCCUGUUCUUGGACCACAUCCGCCAGGGCGACCUGGAGCAGGUGGGCCGCUUCAUCCGGACUCGCAAAGUCUCCCUGGACACCAUCCACCCUUCAGGCCUGGCCGCCCUGCACGAGGCCGUGCUCUCGGGCAGCCUGGAGUGUGUGAAGCUGCUGGUCAAACACGGGGCUGACAUCCACCAGCGCGACGAGGCGGGCUGGACCGCCCUGCACAUGGCCUGCAGCGACGGCUACCCCGACAUCGCCAGGUACCUCAUCUCCCUGGGGGCGGACAGAGACGCGGCCAACGACGACGGCGACCUGCCCUCCGACCUCAUCGCCCCCGACUUCAAGGAGCUGGUGGAGCUCUUCCAAGGGACCAGGGUGGCCUGAGCCGGCCCCCCGCUGGCCAGGGCCCUCCUCGGCGCGCCCCGCCACAC